UCUCCCCUACCUUUCCCCCCUUUUUGUUUUCUUCUUCUUCCUUUCACUUUUCUCAAAGCAAAGGGAGUUUUACAUUAAUAAUUUGACUUGAUAUUACAGCUGUCAGGAUAUGUCAAGUUACUUAGAGAAGGCUGGGACGCCAAAAGCUAAAACUGAUUUAAAAAACAAACAACAAACAGUGAGCUUGAAACAACGCGUACUCAAAAGAGAGCUCGAAAUUACAGGUAUCAUAUCUCUACUAGUUGUGUUUGCCUACAUGCUAGGCGAUCCCUUAGCAGUAAAGUGCAUAAGUGUAUCUUACCAGGUUGGAAAUGUAAAUCAAUACGAUAAAGGGUAUAACGAUUGCUAUUUCGUUGCAUUCUGGGCUGUUACGUUUGCUUUUUUACGAGCUGCUUUCAUGAAAUUUUUAUUUCAUCCUACUGCUCAAUCAUUAAAUAUUGAGCCUUUCUCUAAAAGAGAAAGGUUUGCGGAACAAGGAUGGUCACUCACGUAUUAUACUUUAUAUUGGUCAUAUGGAAUGUACAUCAUGUAUAACGGCCCUCACUGGUUAAACACUUCUUAUUACUGGAUUGACUAUCCUCAUAUUCUUAUUUCUAGACAAACUAAAACGUAUUAUUUGAUGCAACUUGCUUUUUGGGUACAGCAAGUAUACACUAUUCACAUCGAGAAAAGAAGGAAAGAUCACUUUGCAAUGGUUACGCAUCACUUCAUUACUAUUAUUCUCAUAGCAUCAAGUUAUUUUACCAACUUUACUCGUAUCGGAAAUGCUGUUCUUUGCUGCAUGGACCUGUCUGACAUUAUACUAUCUCUUGCCAAAUUAUUGAAGUACAUUGGCUUAUCCAAGACAUGUGACAUUACAUUCGGAAUAUUUGCUCUCUCAUGGCCUCUUACCAGACAUGUACUAUUUUCGAUGAUAAUUUGGGCAACUGCUACUGAACCAAGUAGAUAUAUAGACAUGAAGUGGGAACCUGAAAAAGGGAAGUAUUUUACUCCAUUAACUCAGAAGAUAUAUGUAUUUCUAUUUGUCAUGUUAAACAUAAUAAUGGUCUACUGGUUUGCGAUGAUAGUAAAAGUGAUUGUUGGCGUUUUAAAGGGCAAAAACGCCGAGGAUACUCGUAGUGACGACGAAGAAGAAAGCGAUCAUAUCGAGCAAAAAAGUGGUUAACAUGCUCGUUUGCUUAAACAAGAAGGCUCAUAAAUUUCGUAUACCUAAUUCCUGUCAAAUAAAUAAACGACUCUCACGAAAGGUCUGUUUGCGCUAUACAAUCAUUAAGUUUGAUUGCCUAUAUUAAUAAAAAAACUGAAUCAGAGUUCAA
Molecule: messenger RNA, 1316 nt
Organism: Mucor mucedo
Lineage: Eukaryota; Fungi; Mucoromycota; Mucoromycetes; Mucorales; Mucoraceae
Product: TLC domain-containing protein
Exons: 6
Coding region: 110-1165 (351 amino acids)
Biological process (GO): ceramide biosynthetic process
Cellular component (GO): membrane
Molecular function (GO): sphingosine N-acyltransferase activity
Source: RefSeq, a predicted model, not a curated record